GAGCUGUCCACUCCCUCUGCGUUUGUCUGUGGACCGUGGAAGGUGGCAUGGCAUGAAGACCAAACCCUUUGCAUUAGCAUUGUUGUUGUGAACCUCAGAAAGCAAAAACACAGAUCUGUUGUCACAAUGGGUUGCUUUCUUCAUUGCUUUGGUUCCUCCACAAGCACCAAGCCCAGGCGCAAGGCUCACCGUCACCAUCGAAAUGCCAAAGACAGGUUGGAGCGACCGAAGGUGUGUUCUGUGCCGGACUACUCCCAAAUGGUGGCACAUAGCACUGCAUCACAAGAAAUACAGGCUAAACCUCUGGAGAAGCUAAACGCAAGCCCCAAAAAGAAAGUGACUUUUGAUGUCAAUGUGAAAACGUACGAGCCAGAUGAAGUUGUUGAUUUCCAACCAGAGAAGAGUGAAGAGAAAAGACCUUCGGUUGAAACGUUAAGCCAAACAAAGUCUGAUGAAAGUUCGGUUACUUCAACCGGGUCUUACCCAACAGACCAUAGGUACCACAAUUGCACAUGUAGUGACGAUGAAGAUGCAGCAAUGGAGUAUUGGGAUAGUGAUCUCACGGAUGAAGAUGAGGAUGAGGAUGAUGGUGGUGAUAGUGACAUGGGAGAAGAAUAUGAUGAAGUGGGGGAAGACUUUGAAGAUGGAAUAGUGUACUCAAGGUCCAGAAAUGGUGAUAAUCAAAGGGUUGUUGCAGAGGUGGAAAGUCCAAUUCCAGUGUACGAUAAGGAAAUGAAGUCAAUUGGGUUGAACCCCAAUGUUCGAGAUAGGAGUGUUUAUGUUCAUUCUGUGCUGAACCCUGUGGAGAACCUCACCCAAUGGAAAGCAGUUAAGGCGAAAAGAGGACCACCAUUGGUGUCUCAGAAGGAGAAUUUGGUUUUGAAGCAAGAGUCCCGACCUGCAUUUGGUGCUGAAUCACCCAAGAAGUUGAACCGGGAAAUCGCAGUUGAUGCUAGCCUUUCAAAUUGGUUAGGUUCAUCAGAAACUACACCUGUUAGCAAGAGUUCGUAUGCAGAGAGAAAUAGCUCACAUGGGUCCAAUACUGUGGUGAGCCAUGAAGAUAGGCCUAUUUUAGGUGCAUUAUCAGUUGAAGAGAUUAAUCAGUUUUCAGCUUCUUGUUCACCAAGAAAAUCACCAAGAGAUGAGAUUGUCAUCAUAGGCAGUGUUGGUAGCUACUGGAAUUGUGGGAGCUAUGCUCAGGAUUCUGGCUCAGCAAAUCGAGUGACUUCAAGAAGAGUACAAUACAAUUGAUGUGAAAGUUCGUUAUGCUGAACAAGAGAGUGAAUAUGAGACAAGGUUGUUCUAUACAGAGGGUUCUUACUCAUGUAGACAAGAUUCAAUUGAGGAGUGGUUUGUGUUAGGUGCAAUUUUUUUAUUCUUUUGUGAAUGUGAUAUAGUGUGAUGUUUUAUUGUGUUGCAUUCUGCGGUUGGAUUAAUAACACUAUUGUCAUGUAGUUUUUAUC
Molecule: messenger RNA, 1463 nt
Organism: Vigna angularis (adzuki bean)
Lineage: Eukaryota; Viridiplantae; Streptophyta; Magnoliopsida; Fabales; Fabaceae
Exons: 3
Coding region: 127-1251 (374 amino acids)
Biological process (GO): male meiosis II
Source: RefSeq, a predicted model, not a curated record